CUGGGGACUUCGAGGCCGAGACCAGAGUUGAUUCUGAGCGAAACAAGUCGUUUGGAGCCUGAGGUCGCAGCCAGGGCGGCCGGGCGCGCCCAGCCCCGGCCCCCGGAGCGCCCGCCGCGGUCCCCACCUCCAUGGACGCCUUUAAGGGGGGCAUGAGCCUGGAGCGGCUGCCGGAGGGGCUCCGGCCACCGCCGCCGCCGCCCCAUGACAUGGGGCCCGCCUUCCACCUGGCCGGCGCGGCAGACCCCCGCGAGCCGCUCGAGAACUCGGCCAGUGAGUCGUCUGACACGGAGCUGCCAGAGAAGGAGCGCGGCGGGGAACCCAAGGGGCCGGAGGACAGUGGCACGGGCGGCGCGGGCUGCGGCGGCGCGGAGGACCCAGCCAAGAAGAAGAAGCAGCGGCGGCAACGCACGCACUUCACAAGCCAGCAGUUGCAAGAGCUGGAGGCCACGUUCCAGAGGAACCGCUACCCCGACAUGAGCAUGAGGGAGGAGAUCGCCGUGUGGACCAACCUCACCGAGCCGCGCGUGCGGGUCUGGUUCAAGAACCGGCGAGCCAAGUGGCGGAAGCGCGAGCGUAACCAGCAGCUGGACCUGUGCAAGGGCGGCUACGUGCCGCAGUUCAGCGGCCUGGUGCAGCCCUACGAGGACGUGUACGCCGCCGGCUACUCCUACAACAACUGGGCGGCCAAGAGCCUGGCUCCGGCGCCGCUCUCCACCAAGAGCUUCACCUUCUUCAACUCCAUGAGCCCGCUGUCGUCGCAGUCCAUGUUCUCGGCGCCCAGCUCCAUCUCCUCCAUGACCAUGCCGUCCAGCAUGGGCCCGGGCGCCGUGCCCGGCAUGCCCAACUCGGGCCUCAACAACAUCAACAACCUCACCGGCUCCUCGCUUAACUCGGCCAUGUCCCCGGGCGCCUGCCCGUACGGCACCCCCGCCUCGCCCUACAGCGUCUACCGGGACACGUGCAACUCGAGCCUCGCCAGCCUGCGGCUCAAGUCCAAGCAGCACUCGUCGUUCGGCUACGGCGGCCUGCAGGGCCCGGCCUCGGGGCUCAACGCGUGCCAGUACAACAGCUGACCGCCCCGCCGCGCCGCGGGGGCCGGCGGCCGCGGGGGACGCGCGCGGGGCCACAGCUCACGCGCCACGGCGCGGCCGCCGCCUCCCACUCCCGCCUCCGGGCUGGUUUUGUGUUUGCUUUUCCGGACCCCACGUAGCCCUCCAAAA
Messenger RNA from Lemur catta (Ring-tailed lemur), 1223 nucleotides. It is a transcript of the gene PITX1, whose product is annotated as paired like homeodomain 1. The record is from RefSeq and is a predicted model, not a curated record. Gene Ontology annotation, molecular function: RNA polymerase II cis-regulatory region sequence-specific DNA binding; DNA-binding transcription factor activity, RNA polymerase II-specific. Gene Ontology annotation, cellular component: nucleus. The transcript has 4 exons. Gene Ontology annotation, biological process: anatomical structure morphogenesis; regulation of transcription by RNA polymerase II. NCBI's taxonomy places the organism in Eukaryota, Metazoa, Chordata, Mammalia, Primates, Lemuridae. Bases 132 to 1076 code for a protein of 314 amino acids.